Closterium sp. Naga37s-1 is the source of this 566-nucleotide messenger RNA. NCBI's taxonomy places the organism in Eukaryota, Viridiplantae, Streptophyta, Zygnematophyceae, Desmidiales, Closteriaceae. The record is from the annotation of a GenBank genome assembly.
AUGCGCACCUCCCUUGUCUCUGCUGGCAUUGGGACGGUUCGAAAAGAGGGUGGCCUGAAUAGCAGCGUGUCAGCAUGUGUCGCAGCGUGUUUUCGUGGCACCAUUCCUUUUUGCCCUCCAUACAUCCUUCUGUUUCAUUGCUUUGAAUUCGCGCUAGCUCUAGUCACCUCGGAAGGAGUCGCAGCAGGACUUCCCCCUCGUCCCUCCGCCCUUCUCCCCCCUCUUCCCCCUCUCCCCCCCCUUCUCCCCCCUCUCCCCCCUCUUCCCCCACGUCCCUUCUCUUCCCCCGCUUCCCCCUCUUCCCCGCCCCCCCCCCUCCCCGCCCUCCUCCUCUCCCCUCAGGGCGUCAUAGGCCCAUGGUUAUGCGCAUGCCGUUUCUCCUGCCAGUGCCGUGUGUCUCACCGCACCUCACCUGUCCUCUCGGUCGAACGGAGCAGCCCCUGCGCACGGCAUGUGCCGUGUGCUGCAUCCCACAUGGAGGCGUCGCUGUGUGCUGCUGCUGCCGCUGCUGGCAGUGCUGUGUGCGUGCGGGGGCGUAUCCGCCCAAUGGAUACAGGAAUCCCAGA